Nanorana parkeri is the source of this 750-nucleotide messenger RNA. RefSeq names its product cocaine- and amphetamine-regulated transcript protein-like. Gene Ontology annotation, molecular function: neuropeptide hormone activity. Gene Ontology annotation, biological process: G protein-coupled receptor signaling pathway; adult feeding behavior; cellular response to starvation. The transcript has 3 exons. The record is from RefSeq and is a predicted model, not a curated record. The coding region runs from base 80 to 406 and encodes 108 amino acids. Lineage: Eukaryota; Metazoa; Chordata; Amphibia; Anura; Dicroglossidae.
ACUUGUCCGGAGUCCUGGAGUCAUCACCCGAGAGCUACAAGAAGAGGGACGAAGAGACCAGCUGACCCUGUUCAGUACCAUGAACAGCUCCCAGCUCCUGUUCCAUCUACUGUGUGCAAGUGUCCUUCUCUUCUGCGUCUGCCACGGCCAGUCCUCCAGGGAAAUCUCCUCCGAAGACUUUGAUGCCAAAAAAAUCGCCACAUCGUCUGAGAAAGAGCUGGUAGAGGCAAUGGAAGAGUUGUUAGGAAAAUUUCAGGACAGGUACCCUGUCUAUCAGAAGAGAGCCCAGAUUCCGAUGUGUGACAUUGGGGAGAGAUGUGCAGUGAAGCAAGGACCCAGAAUUGGCAAGCUGUGUGACUGCUCCCGCGGAUCUUCCUGCAACUCUUUCCUGUUGAAGUGCAUAUGAAGAGAAUACACGUCAUUUGCAGCCCUUGUGUUUACAGACCACAUAGUACCAACCCUUGUAAAGAGAUCAACAACUCCAUUGCUUGCCUGUUUAUACCGCUCCUGUUUACUUCAAAGCAAGCUCAUCUUCUAUCAGUACUAAAAGAAGAAGACACUAGAGGCAAGAUGCAAGAUCACUGACAUUAAACUAGUUUCCAGAAUAGCUUAGUUUUUAUGUCUCAUCCUCUAUGUCAGAUUAUACUUUAUUUCCUAGUGAAUGUAUUAAGUUAUUUAAGAUAUCACACUUACCUUGUAAUAUUGACUUAUAUAUGCACUUUCAUAAACAUGUAGAAUAAACUGUACAAG